CAGGUGUACCUGCAGCACCAGGUCGCAAGGCGCAUCGCCGAGGAUCUGGAGGUCUUGCCUGGUCACGAGAUACACAUCGACCCGGCCCUGCUCUUCUUCAUCCUCAAGGUUCGGCGGGAGCACCUGCUGGAGGACACCGCCGAGAGGCUCCAGGCCGCCAACCCGGACGACCUGCGGAGGCAGCUGAAGAUCGUCUUCGAGGGCGAGCAGGGGGUCGACGAAGGCGGCCUGGCGCGGGAGUUCUUCAGGCUCCUGGGCACCGAGCUCUUCACCACCGAGCAGGGCCUGUUCGACGCGGACGUCGCGCGCAGUGCACGGGUGUUGUGGCCCGACCGCGCCUCGAAGCGGGAGGC
Messenger RNA from Prorocentrum cordatum, 353 nucleotides. The record is from the annotation of a GenBank genome assembly. Lineage: Eukaryota; Dinophyceae; Prorocentrales; Prorocentraceae.